AUGGCCCAAUCGUAUGGCGCCCGGGUGCUGGCCGCAAUGACCCUGCUGGGCAUCCCAGCGGCCGUGCUAGCUGCCUUAGGAGCGCAGCUGCUGUUUCAGCUGCAGGCGGGACGCGCUGAACUGCGGGGACCCCGCGCCGAGGUCCUGAUCCCGGAGCUGGGCGCUGGACCCGGGCUGCCAGAGGACGCGGCCGGUGCGCUGCUGCCGCUAGCCGCCGCGCUCGCCGCGCUCGCCCUAGUGCUGGCCCUCACCUGCCUGCUGCUCGCCGCGCUCUGCGGUCACCUAGGUGCCGAGAUGGCACGGGGGACCAGCCCUGGCAGGUCUGACUGGUUUCUCUAUGACUGCCGCCUCCUCAGACACGUGGCCCUUGGCCUCUUCUGCUGUGGGAUCUCCGUCUACUUGGCAGCACUGUCCAUCUAUGCUCUGCUGCUCUUUGAGAUUGAGACGGGUGCAGUGACCGCUUCCAUCCUUGGCUUGGGCGCCCUGGCUCUGGUGGCCGUGCUGACCCACACUCUCCUCCGUGCUGCCCGGGCCACCCGCCGUGGCCUCCAUGAGCUGUCCCCACCACCUUUUGAGGAUGACUCCGCCCGCUCCACCGAGGUCUCCAAGGCCAGCCCUAGGACUAAGUUCCAACAGGGUACCCACCGUCAAACCCCCUAUGCAACCUGCCCAGAGCCUAGGAUCCCCUUUGGGACCAUGGCCACCACCAUGGCACCUGUGACCCUGGGGGGAGGCCAGGAGAGCAGCCCACCUGCAUCCUUCAUGCACCAGAUAAUGCCGCCUGAAACAGGGCCCUGGGAAGGAGUCACCCAUGAGAUACGCAGCAUCCUGGGACACAGGCCAGGAGCCACAGGGAAGGACUCCACGCUGGUGUGA
Chrysochloris asiatica (Cape golden mole) is the source of this 876-nucleotide messenger RNA. RefSeq names its product transmembrane protein 221 (gene TMEM221). Bases 1 to 876 code for a protein of 291 amino acids. The transcript has 3 exons. The record is from RefSeq and is a predicted model, not a curated record. NCBI's taxonomy places the organism in Eukaryota, Metazoa, Chordata, Mammalia, Afrosoricida, Chrysochloridae.